Molecule: messenger RNA, 2481 nt
Organism: Saccostrea echinata
Lineage: Eukaryota; Metazoa; Mollusca; Bivalvia; Ostreida; Ostreidae
Product: ankyrin repeat domain-containing protein 11-like
Exons: 7
Coding region: 89-1921 (610 amino acids)
Source: RefSeq, a predicted model, not a curated record
AUCUAUCUUAACACCAACAGCAGUAAGUCGAAACAUUAAAAAUAAGUUAAAAAAGAUGGCAUAACUCUGGUGGAAAUCAUUGUCCAAGAUGGGCUGCGGUGGUUCCAAAGAUGACGUCAACACGCAGGCCCAAGGUAAAGGAAAGGCCCAAGGAGGAAAGGCUGUGGGUGGCAGAAAAGGGACUGUCAAGAACCAACAGCAGGGAAAUAAAGGUGGGAAGGGGAAAGUUAACGAAGUAAGAGAACCAGUCAACGAAAAAGGUUAUAAGGGAAAACCACAGAAAGAAAUAGGAUACUUGAAACGAAUUCGAGAACAAUUGAGGCAAGCUGCCACAAACUCGGACAUCGAGGAGCUGGAACAUGCCAUAGCUAUGUUCGAGAAGAAUAAGUUGGAAGACAAUGGCGACUACACAGACGCCACAGAGAGGCUCAAAUUUUUAUAUCUUAGAAAAGAACUUCGUGAUGCAAUAUUACGACGUCAUCCAGGCAUUUUAGACAAAGCAAUCGAAAGAGUGGAAGCCUCGGAGUACGUUUCCGAGUUAAGUCAACCUCUUGACACAGCUAAAAGGCUGCGCGAGCAUUUGACGGAACUUGAUCAGUAUCGCCAUGAUAUCCUCGAAAUGGACCAAUCAACGAUCUCGGAGAUACGAAGCUAUCAUCACCCACCAGAUGGCGUCCAUGAGGUCAUGAUGGGAACGUAUAUGUUACUUGGUUAUGACGAGGAAAAACUAAGUGACUGGACUGAUGUACAAUGCCUCCUAGGUCGAUAUGGAAAAGAGAGUUUAAUAAGGGAAGUUCGAAACGCAGAUACCAUUAAUAUAAAUUCUAAAACAAGUCAAAGAGUUCUGAAGAUGCAGUCUAAAUUUUCACUAGAACAAAUUCGGGGAGUCAGCAAUGGAGCAGCAACCUUCUAUGUCUGGAAUACCAAUAUGGCGAAUAAAUCUGACAAAGAUAGGCAACAAGAGCAGCAACCUAGCCAGACUCCUACACCGGGCAAACAAAGCGGCAAAACAACGCCUGCGCAGAAGAACAACAAACAAGCAAAGCCAAACUCAAAAAAUGUUCAGCCGAACGUAAAAGACAAAAAUCAACCGCCACCUAAUGCAAAAGCUGAUACUAAACCAAAGGAUAAAAAUCAACCACAGCCUAAGGCAAAGGAUAAAAAUCAACCUCAGCCUAAAGCAAAGGAUAAAAAUCUAGCUAAUAGUAAUCCAAAAGAUAAAAACCAACCAAACCCCAAAGCUAACAAUCCGACACAGGCUAAUGCUAAGGACAAAGGUCCGGCACAGCCUAGCACGAAAGAUAAAAAUCAACCUAAUUCUAACCCAAAGGAUAAAAACCAACCCCAGCAUAAGGCAGUGGACAAAAAUCAGCCUAAUGCUGACCCCAAAAAUAAAAACCCGGCGCAGCCUAAUACAAAGGACAAAAACCAAACACAGCCAAAGACGACGGACAAAAAUCAGCCCAAUGCAAACUUAAAGGAUAAAAACACGGCACAGCCUAAUACGAAGGACAAAAACCAACCCCAGCCGAAUGCAGUGGACAAAAAUAAGCCUAAUGCUAACUCAAAGGAUAAAACCCCGGCGCAGUCUAAUGCAAAGGACAAAAACCAACAGCCAAAGACGGUAGAUAAAAAUCAGUCAAAUCCUAACCCAAAGCAUAAAAAUCCGGUGCAGCCCGAUGCAAAGAAUAAAAAUCAAGCAACGCCAAAAGCGCCUAAUGAAAAUGAUAACAAGCAGUCUGAUACAAAGAAAAAUUCUUCUAAAGCUAACGCAUCUAAUGAUAUAAAUCAAGUUCAAAAGAAUUCAAAACCCCAGGUCAGUUCGAAUUCACAAGUUCAGUCGAACCCUCAAGGUAAUACUUCAAAACCAAAAUCAGAUCCUCAGCAAACUACGACAGACAGGAAGAAAACGAAGGGAUGAUGAUCAUAGAAUAAAAUGAACUUUGGGAACUAGAUAGUGCGCAGAACUGCUUUACAAAAAAUUAAUUCAAUAUUUUCAUAGGCAUGCAUUUGUUAGAUAAAAACAAUUUUGGAGCUUUUUUUGGUGGGUGAUUUCUUUUUCACGCAAGUAGAAGCUCCAUCUUUGGAGUCAGUUAACCUCCUUUAACAUAGUAAAAUACACAUUUUUUGCUUUUGGUGGAAAUAACAAGAAGGGUCUAACUCAACAAUUGCCAUAUCGUUUGAGAAGGAAAAAACAAAUUCUUGAUUCUCGCUAAAGCCAGUUAUUAGGGAAAAAACUUGCAAAAGUUGGAUAGUGGAAAUGACAGAAAUCUGGUUGAAUAUUAAUGUUCACUUUGAAGUCGCCUAUUGCUGCAAUGACGUCACGCACGCAAAUAUUCUAGUGACCAAUUACGCCAAUUUUCAGAUACUCAUAUCUUUUGCUUACGGGCACGAAGCCUUUAAAAAAAUCUGUGAUAUUCUGUACAUAGCACUUACAAUUUAUGAUUUGUAUUUUCGACAUGAUACACAUGUAUUGAGAUA